Molecule: messenger RNA, 1973 nt
Organism: Gilbertella persicaria
Lineage: Eukaryota; Fungi; Mucoromycota; Mucoromycetes; Mucorales; Choanephoraceae
Exons: 3
Coding region: 70-1953 (627 amino acids)
Molecular function (GO): protein binding
Source: RefSeq, a predicted model, not a curated record
CUUUAUAUUAUUUCUUAACCUUCUUUUCGUUCUCUCCCUUUUUCUUUUCCUUUUUCAAUAAUAAGUUCAAUGAAUACUUAUGGCCCAUCUAACAUUGUUAUACGCCUUCAAUCAUCACAUAUACCAGCUAAAAGAAGACUUUCUAAACUGAAUACAGACUCUUCGAGAAAGAAGAAGCAAACCUACACUACUCUUAUAAACGAAUCACAAGUAUUUGAGGAGGAAGAACAUUCAGAUCAAGAAGAGGUGCAUUGGGCAUGUCACACACAAGUUUUAUAUCUCGAAUCACCUUAUUUUGCCUCCUUAUUAGGUGACAACUUUGGUGAUUCCAAAUCCAACACAACGUAUUUACCUUCCAGUAUCAUCGAUAGUACAGCAUUCAGUAGGAUAAUUCAUUACAUGUACACACAUGAAAUACAACAACCAAAAAGUUUAAAAGAGCUGUGCGACAUGUACUCUGCUGCAGACUAUCUUGGAAUGGACACAUUAUGCAUUUUGCUUGCGAAACGAUUAACUGGAACAGUCCAUGAUUGUGUUUGUUACUGUCAAACAUGUAUCUCAGCUGUGCCUGAACUAUUUCCUUUCUGCAGAACACGAUCCUUACAACUUCAAGACGAAAAAAUGGCUAUCUUGAUGGGCAAAGUUAUAACAAUCUUGACGGGAGAUCCAAAAAUGGCCCUUUCGACUUUUUGGACGACACGUCACAUGGCUCGACUAUUGCAACAGCUCCCACAAGAUAUCAGUCAGGCACUAUCCCACAAAGUGCUUCAUCGCGUGAACAAAUCAAAUGCGAUUGAAUCCUUGUAUGCUUGCUUUAAUGCUUCAAAUACACUCUCUACAAACGACCCUCUUUUAUCCUGGAGUAAGCCUCUACAUGCGACAUUGACGUCUAUUCAAUCGCGUGCUACCAGAACGAUUGCUCGGCAUUUUGACUAUUUUUGUAGCCAAUAUCCUGCUUUGUUAUCUUGCAUUGAUGGCAUCACCUAUUCUUUUGAGUUUCUUGAAUACUUAUUGCUUCAUAUUCUUGAAGAUCAAAUGGACUGUAGCAAUGUGGGUGUUUUGUAUAAAGGCAUUGUGUGUGAUCUAAUAUCUCGGCAUGCAGUUCAAUACAAUGACCAAGUUAAACAUAUAUUAAAUGUAGCCAAGGUGAUGAUUCUUCAGUACAUUACCCGACGUAUAGGAGACAUUCGACAGCAAGGUGGUUUGGAUAACCUUCAAAAAGACGUAUUAAACCAUUUAGCUGAUGACUUAGAUGUAAGAUCAAAAGCGUUGAUUAGUUCAAAGCACCCUCUUUUUCAUCGUGGCUUUUUCUCCUUCCUGAUACCUUCGAUACCAAACCUGACUUUAUCAUCUCAAUCUGCACAUACCAAUGGACUCUCAAGGCACUCAUCUCAUUCUACACUGCAUACAAGGCAUGUUAAUUUACCUGAAAGAUCUUUGAGUCAUACAACCACUGCUUCCAACAUGUCACGCUCUUCUUUUUUAACUCGACUGUUUAGAAAAUUAAGUGGCCAAUAUUCACAACAACAUCGCCACAGUCAUGCUACACUGCUUUCUAAAAAAAAUCGUGUGACCAAUCGUACGUUAUCGUCUUCUACCACAAGAACGACUUUCUCCACCACUUCAUGGUCACAAAUAAAAAUCAGUCAAUUGGAUAAAAAAGAAAGCAAGUUUUUCACAAGGAUCAAAAAGAAGACAUCAUUAGAAGAACAAGUCAGUGCAUCUAUGGUAGGCAUGCACAGACGAGUUCAAUUGACCCGAAGACCUACAUUGACGGUGGGCACAGUUGUGUUUAUUGGCCGUGUUAAUUUUGCAGAAGGAUUAUGGAUCGGGGUUGAAUUGGAUCGAAGAGUUGGUAAAAAUGAUGGUUCUGUAGAUGGCUAUCGCUAUUUUACAUCGUCUCCUAACAGAGGUGUGUUUGUUAGACCAGAAGAUGUGUCCAUUGUUGUUUAAAUAAAGUUGGUUGUACAAUA